AUGUCGAGUUAUAAAAAUGUGGACUUCGAUCAUAUUUGGCCUUCCGUUCUUGGAACUAUUCACUCAGUGAUCAAUCGAAGUCGAUAUGGAUCGACAGAUAUACCAACGUGGCAGACAAGAUUCUUCGAUAUUUACAAUCUAUGCAGUGCUACGCCCUAUCCAUUCGCAGAGAGAUUAUACGCUCAAACGAAAGCAGCUCUGGAGAAGCAUUGUAUAUCAAUGGAUGAGGAAAUCAACAAAUCAGAACAAAAUACAUUGAGUGUUUACUUCAAAUAUUGGAAAGAAUACAGUAUGGGUGCAAGUUAUUUGAAUAAUCUCUAUUCAUUUUUGAAUAAUCAACUUGUAAAGAAACGACCGAUGGUGGACCUGGAAAACUAUGAAAUGGCAGAAUUUCUUUCCGAACUUGAUGAACGAUUUUUUAUUGAAAUCGGGGAAUUGGCACUCGAAUCUUGGAUAAAACUUAUCAUAGAACCGUUGAAGGAUCGACUUGUCAGAUUACUACUCGAACAAAUACAUCUGGAUCGUGUCGGAGAGGGUGUCAACCAAACAACGAUCAAAGGUGUAAUUAUGUCAUUUAUUGAAGCGUGUCAAUAUCGAAGGCAUAAUACAUUAGGACUGUAUGAAGAAUCUUUUGAAAAUCUGUUCCUACAAGAAACUGGUGAAUAUUAUCAGAAAGAAGGAGAUCGUUUAAUAGAGAAACUCGAUCGUGUGGAAUAUAUGAAAAAAGUUAUAAAUCUAAUCGAUGACGAAGAAUUUCGCAGUCGGAAAUAUCUAAAUCCAACAUCUUAUCCCAAAGUCUAUCACGAAUGUCUUCAACGUCUUGUUUGUAACCAUUUAACCUUCAUAACAGAUGGAUGCGAUGAGUUUAUUCUCCAAGAAAAUCUCGAUGCUCUGAGAAAUAUGUAUAAGUUAUUAAAACCGACACAGGCUGGUUUAGACCAUAUGGUGAAAAGAUUUCAAGUGAAUAUGACCAAUAUUGGACAUGAACGAAUGCGGUGUGUCAAAGGAGAAAAUUUAUCAGCAUUGUUUACUCAAGUAUUAUUGGAAAUUCAUGCGAAAUAUCUGAAUAUCGUACGUGAUAUUUUCUCUAAUCAUGCUGAUUUUAUCUCAGCAUUUGAUAAAGCUUGUGCAAGCAUUGUGAAUACGAAAUAUGAAAAUCGAUCGUUAGCUAAAGCAUCUGAACUACUUGCUCAUUACUGUGAUAGUAUUUUACGCAAAUCAUCGAAAACAACCUGUGAGAGUGAAGUAGAAGAGAAAUUGUUGAAUGCGAUAACAAUAUUCAAUUACCUGGAUGAUAAAGAUUAUUUUCAACGUUUCUAUCAAAAGAUGCUCGCGCGUCGGUUGAUCAAUCAACAAUCGACUUCGAUAGAUGCAGAAGAAUUUAUGGUUACAAGAUUGAAGGAAAUGUGCGGUUACGAAUUUACUAAUAAACUAGCACGCAUGUUUCAAGAUAUUAAAGUGAGCGAGGAUCUAUGUAUGAAAUUUUUCGAAUCGCUCAAAUCGCAAUCGAAUUCGACCAUCAAAAAUCAAACAAUGACACAUCUUCUCGGUUUGGAUUUCAAUAUUUAUAUUUUACAAGCAAACUCAUGGCCUGUUUCUCAAACUCAAAAUAACACCUUCUCCAUCCCACCACUAUUAGAAAAAUCAAUUCGCUCAUUCGAACUAUUCUAUAAUGAACAAUACAGCGGGAGAAAACUAUCCUGGCUUCACAAUCUAUCGACCGUCGAUGUGCGAAUGUUUUACUUUGAUCGUCCGUACUUUGUUACUAUGGGUACAUAUCAGAUGGCGGUACUAAUACUGUUUAAUGAUCAUCAGAAGCUGUCAUUGAAAGAACUUGAAGAAUCAACGAGGCUCUCGACAAAAGAACUCGAAAAACAACUCUCGAUUCUAAUUGAAAAUAAAUUAUUAUUGCGCGAUGACACGGAAUUCCAACCUCAGACAAUUAUUUCGUUAAAUACAGAUUUUAAAAAUAAACGAACAAAAUUCAAAAUAUCUACAACAACUUCCAAAGAAGUUCACCAUGACAUCGAAACUGCUGAGCAAGCCGCAGAUGAAGAUCGAAAAUUUUAUCUUCAAGCUAUCAUCAUGGCUAACAGCAUUGGACAUGAGAAUGCUGUUCCACCAUCUGUUGUCAAUCAUCACGAUAUCAAACAGUGGCAACACUGUUCACUAUUCAAUUUGGAUCUUUUCACCGAUGAUAAUAAUUCAUUAAAUUUGACAAAAGAUAUCGAUAAUAAGAUCGUUGAUGGUUGUUGUUGUUCAUCAUCAACACCGAACGUCGAUGAUUCUUGUCAAAAAAAUCAUUUGAAUCAUUCAUGUUCAUUUGUUGUCCUACAAAAGAAUUACACAACACAACUUGAACAUGUUGCCGAGACUUUGUUAGCAGACGGGAAUAAAACACCAAAUAAUUGUUGUUAUUGUUGCAAUCAUGAAGCAAACGAUUCGAAAACACAAUCAUUGAAUCGAAAAAUUCUCCUCGGCUCAACAGCGAUUCUCGAUAGUUUACUACGUAAUAAUUUAAAGUCCUUAUCAGCAUCGUCGCAACCCGCAACAGCAACUACCACGUUCAAUCAUAGUUCAAAAACAAAUAUGAAAUCGACCGGAAAUCAACGACGAUGGCAUUCGGAACGUGGUAGUCGCCAUCCGAAUGUUCGUGCUAACUUACCUUUAACACCCGCCCAACGCCAAGUUCUCGAACGUUAUAUGAACUAUCCGUUAAUAAAGCCGCCGACAAAUAUUCGCUCGACACGUCGUUUACAUCAUCAUCAACCGUUAACAGGUAAAGCAAGCGAUGCCACUGGCACUGCUCUCUCAGCGCUUGUUGAACAACCGACGACAAUGUCCACUGCUGUUAACAAUCUUCGUAAAAACAGUGCCCCACCUAAUCAUACUCGACCAUUAUCAUCAACUUCAUCAUCAGCAUCCGCCAUCUCCCAUCAUAGUGCAUUAAAUAGACGAUUUCUACCAGAUACGAUUAGAUCUCGCGAAGUUUCUGACGAAGAGGAGAACGAUGACGACAAUGAUGAUGAUAAUGAUGACGACGAUGACUCAAUUUCGUCUGAACUCGGUCAGACUAGUGACGAAGAAACUAGUGACACAAAUCCAACCACAAUAAUCUCCAACCAUCCUAUGACAACAUCGGAAACUCUCUCCGAAUGUGCGAUUUGUUGCGAAAUGAAACGUCUUCAAAAACGAUCCUGUUGCAAUUUCUACGUCUGUUCAACUUGUUUAAAUAUUUAUGUUGAACAACAAGUUAAACAAGGUAUAGUACGAAUACAAUGCCCCAAUCAACAAUGUCAUACUUAUAUGCAUCGAGAUGAAAUUAACAAACGGUGUAUAUCGCCUGAAUUGCGACAGAAACUGACGAAAUUUUUAGUCGAUGCUAACCGUUCGAUUAAUAUCAAAACAUGUCCACGAUGUUCAAAUAUUCACGAAAUUGAUCUCGAAGUGUAUCGUUCGAUGCGUCGUGCGCCGACUAAAGUUCAAUGUGUUGAGUGUAACUUGAUUUGGUGCUUUCAAUGCCAUUCACCGUGGCACGAUGGAAUACAAUGUAAAGAAUUUCGUCGCGGUGAUCGGAUGUUAAAAAAAUGGGCACGAGAAGUUCAUUAUGGACAGCAUAAUGCACAGCAAUGUCCUUCUUGCAAAGUAUAUAUUCAACGAACGAAAGGAUGUGAUCAUAUCGUUUGUCUGCGUUGUAAAACAGAAUUUUGUUAUAAAUGUGGCGGUCGCUUUCGAGAUAUUAAAUUUAUCGGCGAUCAUUACAGUGAAUUGAGUGUUCUCGGUUGCAAAUAUCGUUUCUAUCCAGAUCGACCAUUCAAACGACGACUCAUACGAGGUUCCAUUCUUUGCGGGAAGAUUUUAGCCGCACCUGUUAUUCUCUGUUUGGCUAUGGUAGCCGGCGCUGUUUGUGCUGGAAUUGGAUUGCCUGCUUAUUGUUGUUUCAUGCUUGUUCGACAUAUUAAGACGAAACGACGCAGACGUCAUUCGAAAUUGAAAGAACCUGUUUUGAUGAGUUAUAAAACAUUGAAUGACAUGGUUCCUCAAUUGAUUCCACGUGAUCCUGUGAACAGUGAUGGUGUUAAAUCAGGUUUUCAUUCAAUUCGAUCGAAUAUUCCAUUGAACGAAACAGUCAACAUAGAUAUAGAUCCAACUAAUAAUGCUCCUAUUGCUGUUUUUGAUGAAUGUGAUAUUCAUAUUCCGACAAAUCAAACAGAAGAAGCAAUAUCUAUUCCGAUCUCUUCUCUCUCAUCAACUUAUAUUCCGACAACAUCACCUAACUUCCCUCGGUUGACGCCGUACACUACAACACGAAAUUUGUUAUCAUCGAGACCUAAUGUGUAA
This is a messenger RNA of Adineta ricciae, 4341 nucleotides long. Lineage: Eukaryota; Metazoa; Rotifera; Eurotatoria; Adinetida; Adinetidae. The record is from the annotation of a GenBank genome assembly.